AUGGACGACUCAAUGGCAGAGUCCGACUUUGCCAUGGAUGCCAGCAGUGACUUUGAACUCCCCAAGAAGGCUCCUGCUAAGAAGGCUCCUGCAAAGAAGGCAGCAGCUGCACCCAAACCCAAGGCAGCCCCCAAGAGACAAACCACUCUCAAGACGACCAAACCAGCCACAAAGACGAAAAAGCCGCCGACACCAGUAAGCGACGACGAGAACUCGGACGCCGACAUUCACAUCGACAACGACGACGACGACAGUCUACUCGCAGACACUCCUCCCAAGAAGGCCGCCCCCAAGAAAGCUCCUGCGAAGAAGGCUGCCGCAAAGCCGCUACAAGAGAUCGACAACGAGAGUUUCACAGCCGAAGGCGCAGACAUGGACGCCUCCGACAACGAUAAGAUGGUCCAGCCCAAGCCCAAGAAGGGCAGCGCCACCUCGCAAUACCAGAAACUCACUCAGCUCGAGCACAUCAUCAAGCGUCCCGACACAUACAUCGGUUCCGUCGAACGCCUUGAGAAGCAAAUGUGGGUCUACAACUCCGAGAAUGAAGCCAUCGAGAGCCGCGAGAUCAGCUACGUACCCGGUCUGUACAAGAUUUUCGACGAAAUUCUGGUCAACGCCGCCGACAACAAACAGCGCGACAAGAACAUGAACGAGAUCAAGGUCUGGAUUGAUCGCGAGAAGGGCGAGAUCGCUGUGCGCAACAAUGGUCGUGGUAUUCCUCAAAAAGUCACUGGUGGAAGAAACGGUUACGGUGCAAAGCUUUGUAACGUCUUCAGUACAAAAUUCAUCCUCGAGACGGUCGACUCAAAACAAGGCAAGAAGUACUCUCAGACAUGGCACGACAACAUGACAAAGAAGGACAAGGCCAAAAUCACCUCGGUCAAGACCGACGACUACACCAAAAUCACCUUUUACCCAGACUUCUCAAAGUUCAACAUGGACAAGAUGGACGAUGAUUUCGAGGCUCUGGCCAAGCGCCGUGUUUACGACAUGGCUGGAACUUGUCCUGGUGUCAAGGUCUUCCUGAAUGAUACGCGUAUCAAGAUCAACAAGUUCAAGCAGUAUAUGGAGAUGUACACCAAGGCCAUCAAGACCGAGAGCUUGAUCAAUGAGGGAGUCAACAACCAAGUUAUCCUGACUGACAACCCCAAUGAGCGAUGGGAAGUCGGUUUCGCUGUUUCCGAUGGCUCUUUCCAGCAAGUCUCUUUCGUCAACUCAAUCGCUACCACUUCUGGAGGUACACAUGUCAACUAUGUCGCCGACCAGAUUGUCAACAAGCUGCUCGAGAUCGUGAAGAAGAAGAACAAGGGUGGAGUGGCGCUCAAGCCUGCUCAGAUUCCCUUCAACUCUCAAACCAAGGAGCAACUUACAACAAAGUCUUCGCAAUUUGGUAGCAAGUGUGUGCUUAGCGACAAGUUCCUCAAGGAUAUCGCCAAGACAGAAGCCGUCAACAACAUCAUGCACUUCGCCCAGCAAAAGGCCGAUCAGGUUCUGAAGAAGUCAGACGGAAACCGCCGUACUCGCAUGAGCAACACCAAGCUUACAGACGCCAACAAGGCCGGUACCAAGGACGGUUACAAGUGUACUCUGAUCUUGACAGAAGGUGACUCGGCCGCCAUGCUUGCCCUUGCAGGUCGUGCUGUGGUCAACCAGGAUCUUUUCGGUGUCUUCCCUCUGCGUGGUAAAAUGUUGAACGUACGCGAUGCAUCUAUCGACCAAAUCUCGAAGAACCAGGAAAUCCAAAACAUCAAGCAGUUUAUGGGAUUGCAGCACAAGAAGGAGUACACCGACACCAAGAGUCUUCGCUAUGGCCACUUGAUGAUCAUGACCGAUCAGGAUCACGAUGGCAGUCACAUCAAGGGUCUCCUGAUUAACUUCCUCCAAGUCCAAUUCCCCAGCUUGCUCAAGAUCCCCGGAUUUCUUCUGGAGUUCAUCACACCUAUCGUCAAGGUCUACAAGGGUGAUCCGAAGUUCCCCAAGGCAAAGAAGGACUUCUUCACAAUCCCCGAGUAUGAGGCAUGGAAACAAGAGCCCGGUCAUGACAGGGGUUGGGAACACAAGUACCUGAAGGGUCUGGGUACUUCAGAUACCAGAGAUGCCGAGAUCUACUUUAGUGAUCUAGACAAGCAUCUCAAGGAGUUCCACACCAUGCAAGAGCACGAGAAGCAGUUGAUCGACUUGGCUUUCAGCAAGAAAAAGGCUGAUGACCGCAAGAUGUGGCUCCAAAACUUUGUUCCUGGAACGUAUCUCGACAUGUCUGGCAAGGAGAAGAUUACCUACGACGACUUUAUCAACAAGGAACUCAUUCUCUUCAGUAUGGCUGACAAUUUCCGUUCCAUUCCUUCCCUGGUUGAUGGUUUCAAGCCCGGUCAGCGCAAGAUCUUGUACACAGCUCUUCGAAGGAAUAUGAAGAAGGAUGUCAAGGUCGUUGAGUUUGCUGGUUCAGUUUCAGGUUUGACCGCAUACUCAUACGGUGAAGCAUCUUUGCAGCAAACCAUCAUUGGUCUUGCUCAGACUUUUGUUGGAUCGAACAAUAUCAACAUUCUCGAACCCAGUGGCAACUUUGGUAGUCGUCUUCAAGGUGGUAGCGAUGCAGCCAGCGCUCGUUACAUUUACACCCGCCUGUCUCCUUUCGCUCGUCGCAUUUUCAAUGCCCACGAUGAGCCCCUUCUCACAUACAAUACCGAUGAUGGCAAGACCAUUGAGCCGGAAACAUACAUUCCCAUCGUCCCUAUGGUGCUAGUCAACGGUGCUGAUGGUAUCGGUACUGGUUGGUCCACUUCUAUUCCCAACUACAACCCUGUAGACGUUAUCGAGAACAUCAAACGCAGAAUGGCAGGAAGCUCAAAGACAGACAUGAAGCCCAUGCAGCCUUGGUUCCGUGGCUGGACGGGAGAUGUCGAAGAUAUCGGCAACGGUCGCUUCAAGUUCACUGGUACGAUUGAGCACAAGGACAACAACACGGUCGAGGUCACUGAAUUGCCUGUCCGCUUCUGGACUCAGGACUUCAAGGCCCAUCUCGAAGAAAUCAUCAAGGCCGAGAAGACUCCUUCGUUCAUCAAGGAUUACAGCGAGUACAACACACCUGAGAAGGUUCACUUCAUCAUCACGCUCGAUGACAAGGGUAUGAAGGUGGCACUCGACAAGGGUCUGGAAGACCAAUUCAAGCUCAGUAGAACCAUGGCAACCACCAAUUUGGUCGCAUUCGAUGGUCAGGGCCGCAUCCACAAAUACGAGACUCCUCUCGAUAUCAUGGAAGAGUUCUACCACAUUCGUCUUGCAUUCUACGAGAAGAGAAAGCAGUACCUUCUCAAUGAGAUGCAGAAGGAGCUUGACAAGCUGAGCAAUCAGUCUCGUUUCGUCCAGAUGAUCAUCGACGGAAAACUCAUUGUUUCCAAGAAGAAGAAGUCUGUUCUUGUUACCGAGCUCCACAAGCUCAACUUCAAGCCCAUCCCCAAGCUUGCCGAUGCCAAGAAGCAGGGUGAGUUCGAAGAAAUUGUUGAGGAAGAGGAUGAGGAUGCUGCACCUGGCGCAAAUGACUUUGACUACCUUCUUGGUAUGGCCAUUUGGUCUUUGACCCAAGAACGUGUCGAGAAGUUGCUCAAGCAGAUUGGCGACAAGGAGGCCGAGGUUGAUGCCCUUAUCAAGCUUUCACCUAGGGAUCUCUGGACCACGGACUUGGAUGAGCUUCUCGAGGAGUGGCACACUCAAUUAGAGCUUGAGGAGACGCGUGCGAAGAAGUCGAAGGGCAGAGGCCGUCGCACUUCUCACAAGCUCGGUCUUUUGGGCAACAGCAAGAAGCGCAAGUCAGACGAUAGCGACGAUGACGACGAUGAUGACUUCGUUGUUUCUAAGAAACCGAAAACCGCCGCCAAAUCAUCUGCUGCUUCGAAGACUGCUCCUGCGGCGAGGUCCAAGGUUUCGAAGGGAGCAACAAGCCUGCUUGAUAACUUCCUCACCAGACCGGCCACCACCAAGCCACCUGGUGUGUUCCCUGUCGUUGAUGGAAUUGAACAACAGCCUGUUGAACAACCUCCAGCAGUCAAGGCAGGUCUUAUCGCACCUUCAGACAUCACCAAGCCGUUGGUGAAGAGGAAGAUGACCAAGAUUGAAGACUCUGACGACGACAUUGAGAUGGUGUCUGAGCCAGUUGCCAAAGCACCAGUCAGGAGGAUUAAGACUUCUCUAGACACCGAUGACGAGGAGGAAGUCAGACCAGCUGUCAAGGCCGCUGCAAAGCCCGCUGCUAAGCCUGCACCCAAGAAGAAACCCGUCAUCGAGUCUGACUCGGGGGAUGAUGAUGUCGAAAUGUUUGAUGCUGCAAAGAUGAAGCCCGCAGCUCAGCCUGCUACUACAUCUCGUGCUGGACGUGCUGCUACAAAGAAGCCUGUCAAGUAUGCUGCCGAUUCAGACGAGGACAUGUCUGACGACGAUCUUGGCGAUAUCAGUAAAAUGGUCAAGGAGAUUCCCAGCGCAGUAGCUGGUCGCUCUCUUCUCAGCAAUUCCGCUCAUCGUACUGGUGCAAGCCACAGCAUCAAAUCUUCGCAUGCUAGAAAGGAGAGUGUUGAGCCCGUGGAUGACACAGACUGGGCAGAACUGGCCAAGGGCACACCUGCCAAACCUAUUGCUCAAGCGACGGCCGCAACAAACUUCUCGGACGAUGAAGACGCAAACAUGGAUGACGACAGCAUUCUUCUCUCGACGCGCAAGCCGCAACCCCUAAAGACGAUCUCCAAGACUGCAACAAAGCCCACUGCUUCCACCACUGCGAAGGCCAAGAAGCCAGCAGUGGCACCAGCAAAGACACUCUCUCCCGCAGCAAAGGCAUACGCAGCAAAACACCGCCAAAGCAUCAGCUGCAUCUCGCAAAAGACUGCUUUGGACAGUGAAGACGAGGACGACGAUCUUGCCAACGAUAUCUUGAGCGAUGACGAUGAAGACAUGCCAUCUCCUGCUGCCCCUGCUGCAGCCAGACCUUCGAGAAGAGCUGCUGCUGCCAAACCCAAGGCGAAGUAUGUCCUUGACGAUGAAGAUGAGGAGAGCGAAGAAGACGAUUUCGAGGAGGAGGAAGAUGAGGAAGAGGAGACGUUCAAUGAUGAUAGCGAGUAA
Aureobasidium musti is the source of this 5109-nucleotide messenger RNA. NCBI's taxonomy places the organism in Eukaryota, Fungi, Ascomycota, Dothideomycetes, Dothideales, Saccotheciaceae. The record is from the annotation of a GenBank genome assembly.